UCUCUCUCUCUGUUUCUCUGCAACAAGUAAGCGAAAGCGAUCGAGUGAGAGUAUUGAGUUCAACGAUUGAGGGAGUGAUUUUCUCUGCAACGAUUGAGCGAGUGAUUUUCUGGGUUCUCUCUCUGUAACGACUGUGUGAAAUUUUGGGUUCUGAAAUCAAGAAUGGCGUGGUCUGCUAUAAAGCGCAGACAAUUGGAGGAUGGUUUUGGUUCCUUUGAGUUUCAGUUUCAGACCCAGAAGAGGAUAAGGUCUUCUAGGGUUUCUGAGACCCAACGGAAUGUAGCCGUUGAGGGCAAGUCGACCGUUGGUCUUCCUCUGCGCAAGGGUUUGGCUUCGUCUGCUACAAAAAAUGCCGACCCAGAAUCAGAAGAUCUGGGUUUUGAUGAAAUCUGUCAGACCCAGAAGAGGAAGAGGUCUUCUAGGGUUUCUGAGACCCAACGGAAUGUAGCCGUUGAGGAAAAGUCGACUGUUGGUCUUCCUCUGUGCAUGGGUUUGGCUUCGUCUGCUACAAAAAAUGCCAACCCAGAAUCAGAAGAGGGUUUUGAUAAAAUCUGUCAAACCCAGAAGAGGAAGAGGUCUUCUGGGGUUUCUGAGACCCAACGGAAUGUAGCCGUUGAGGAAAAGUCCACUGUUGGUCUUCCUCUGUGCAAGGGUUUGGCUUCGUCUGCUACAAAAAAUGCCAACCCGGAAUCAGAAGAGGGUUUUGAUGAAAUCUGUCAAACCCAGAAGAGGAAGAGGUCUUCUAGGGUUUCUAAGACCCAACGGAAGGAAAAGUCGACUCUUGGUCUUCCUAUGUGCAAAGUCAAAGGUUUGGCUUCGUCUGCUUCAAAAGAGACGUUGGAUUGUUCUAAGGUCUUGGCUUCUCUGAUGAACCUCGGCCAUGCGAGCUACUUCAACAAGCCUGUUGUUGAUCCUGUGGCUGAGAAUCUGCCGGGUUAUUUCGACGAAAUCUGGAGGCCGAUGGAUUUGGGUACUGUGAAAUCGAAAUUGGAGAGGGGUGUCUACUCCAGCGCUGAUGACUUUGCUGCUGAUAUCAGGCUUAUCUUCUCAAACGCUUUCAGAUAUUUCCCCCUUGGGAGUAGAAAUCGUGCAGCAGCCAAGCAUCUCAGUGGGGUUUUUGAGACCCAAUGGAAAGAAGCCGAGGAGAAAAUGUCAAAUGCUGCUUGUCCUCCUCCUACUCCUCCUCUGCCCGAACGGAGACCAAAUGGCAAGAGCUCUUCUGCUUGUACGGUUCUUAUGCAAAGUCAAGGGGUUGUUGGGGUUUCUGAUUCUCACUCAGUUAAGUCAACCAAAGAUGACGACUUGGGCACCCUUGUUCAUCAAGCCAUGUAUCAGGCCACAGACAAUACCCUUGUUCAUCAAGCCAUGUAUCAGGCCACAGACAAUCUUUCUCCAUGUAAGGCUAGGCGAAUUCAGUCGCUCAAGAUGCGAUUUGCAGGUACAAUACGGAAAGCAAACAAGAUACUAAAGGGUCUACCUGAUUCUCCACCAAGGAGAAAAUUGAUGCAUCGGAUGGAGCAAAGGGAAUCGGCUCGCCUUGCUAUUUUGAACAUGGAGAAGUCAGUCCAAUUUGAGGACCCUUUAAAGGAUCUCAAACAACUUGAGAUUCUGUGUGGCUGUGGCAGUGAAAAGGUCUACCUUGGAUUGCCUCUUAAGCAUUUGGGUUUGUACCUCAAGGAAGAUGACGAGUUGCAGGGUCAGGACGAGGAGGCGUUUCUGAAUGGAGAUUGGGAGGAAGGCGAGAUCUGCUGGCAGGAGGGCGAUUGGGAGGAAGGUGAGAUCCGCUCAUGAAGUACAGUUUUUGUGUGAUUGCUAUUUGAUGGCUAAUGCAACUGAGAGCGAAUGGUUUGGGCAUGAGGGACAAAAGUAUGUAAGUUUGCAAUAAAACUGAAAUCAAAUCACACGGAAGCUUAUCAAGAACUUGGAGACAAUUCCCCAUCUUUGCAGGUGCAUCAGCAGCAGCUUUUCUUUCCCUAUGAACGUAAACCAUAGAGAAAUUCCAAACUCCAGCUAAUCAGGUUUCUGCAUCUUUAAGUCUGUUUUGAUUUAUUAAAGGAAUGAAAUGAUGAAUAAGUGUUUCGCAUCUGUACAAAUAAAAUGAUUUCUUGUAUAAGCUGUUCAGUUGCGAAGGUUGUUGCUAUAGAGUGUGUGCCCCACUCGUCUAACCCCAGCAUUGGCAUUUGCUUCAGUAACCCUGAUAAUCAGGUACCCCAGCUCCGUUUCACCUCUAAAUUUAUGCUUUAAAGAUGAAUGACAUUUCAUGCAACAAUUUACAGAGCUGCUACUGUUUAGGAAAUCUAUUCUACCAAUUUGUGUUUGUUGGUUUCAUCUUGUCAGGUGUUUAUGCCUUGUUUAGGAAAGCUAGUUUGCAGUUUGCAUUGCUGUUGGAGUUGUGUGGCCUUCAUCAUCUCUUCAAUAAUCUUCAAUAAGGGUUAUAUCAUGGCUAUUUCAGGUAAAAUUGCUAAAGAUUUUAUAUUAUAGAUAAUAUUUGUUUUUGUUAACUUGAAAAGGAAAAUGGAGUGAAAAUUCCAUUAUUGAUUGUUCUAAUAGGUUUUCUUGUGACCUUCCAUACAAUAAAUGAUUCAUUAUCUUUGCUUUAUGCUUAGCUAACAUUGUUCUUAAGAAACUGCUACUUUCAUUAACAUAAUGUAUCACAAUCAUUUAUUAAAGUGCUAUAAAAAGGUCUGUGCAGUGAUCUUUUUGUAAUAGCUUCUAUAGUGAUGUCUUGGAUGCUAUAAUCCAUUUUUGUUUUUUUGUUUCAAAUACUUCCUACUUGGCUUAGAGGGAUCUGUAUAUGCCUCUCAAAGACGAUGAGAUCUUUGAGCAUGUACAUGGGAGGUGACGAUAAGUUAAAUUUCUUGGCUAUAGACCAUGGGUUGAUAAGUUAGUACUUUUAUAAUGCGGUGAAGAUCAUCACGUGUAGAUACAAAGGAGCUAUUGGCUUAGAUUCACAUUUUAAGAUCAAUAGGAAUGGUUGAGAAGGUUGGUGUGCAAGGGACUGAGUUGCAUUCUUUUAAUUGAGACAUCUCAAAGUGUUUGUGGAAUUCACAUCCCACAAAUUGAUGCUUUCAUUGAGAGCCACCUCAACAGGAUUUUCUAUUUUGUUAUAGAUAACUUAGAACCUUGCUAUUAUUAGGGAAUCUCUUUUACAUUUUACUUUCUAAUUUGUUAUAGAUGAGAUUUCCAAUGUGGAUAUAGUUGUCUCUGCCUGAUGCAAUCCUAGACAUCCAGAUAUCUUGGAAACAUUAGCAAAGUAUGUGCUUGUUCAUAAAGUUUAUUUUUCUUUGUUCUGGGUACAUUGCUUUCUGAGCUUAUCAUUGUGCUAGUUUUUCUUUCUUCCUUUUGGUUUAAUAAAGAAUGAUAAUGAUGCAAGCCAGAAUAUUUAGCAUCUUGAGCAACCAAUUAUUCCUUGUAAAAGAAUGUUUCUUUUAUGUUGGUUUUGAUUUAAUAAGGAUUUCUUGUCAAAGAUGUUCAGUUGGCUGGUCAGGUCCCCACAAUUUUUUUUUCCCUCUUGUACUGUCUCUUCACGUCAAUAAUGCCAUAAUAUGAAGGAAACUAUGGAGUCUGUCCCCUUUUUUAAACUCUGCAGUGGCAUUUGCUUCAGUGACUCUGAUAAUCAGGUACACCAUCUUCAUUUCUCCUUUAUAUUUAUGAAAUAACCCAAUCAGUGUUUUCUUUGUUUUUUCUUUUGUGGCUUAGAUUUCUCCCUCCUUUUUUGUUUCUUUUUCUGGGGUCUCAUUUAUGUUGCUGUCACUAUGGUUAUGUUUUAAAGAUUAAUGACAUUUCAUGCAACAAUUUACAGAGCGGCUACUGUUUAGGAAAUCUAUGCUACCAAUUUGUGUUCUUUGGUUUCAUCUUAUCAGAUGUUUUGAGCCUUGUUUCGGAAAUCUGUGGUAAAUAAAAUUUAGGUUUGUUUCAUAUUAGUAUGAUUUUCACUGAGAACUUGGGUUGAUGAAGGAGAAAGGUUGUAAGUGAGUUUUAAAGUAUACUAACUACAUCUUAUGAGAUCUUGAGGUAGUUUGAGCAUUAUAUAUAGAUUAGAAUGCCCAGCAAGCAGCAGUGAAUUUUUAUUAUAUAAGAUGCCGUAUCUGGUAAAUAAAAUUGUAUACAGCUCUGGUUAGAGUUCAUUUGGUAUUGUAAUAUUUCACCUUUUCAAACGUUUUCUGCCAAUGUACGUGAGCACAAAUUUAAGUCCACUCAAAUUUUCUUUUAUUAUUAUCAAUGACUGAAAAUCAAAUAAACAGAAACCUUAGAAGUUCCACGUUUUAAACAAUUGCCAGAGCUGAUGAGGGCACUCCAAACAAUAAAAAUAGGAAACCAUUUUUAUUUGGACAUGUUAAACAGGAUCCUUGGUUGGUUCUCAUCGUUUACAAAAAAAAAAAAAAAAAAAACCAUGUACUUUCUGAAGUGCCUAAGCCUGCAGUGGGGCAGAUUUCUAAUGUGGAGCAGACGCAGUUUCUGUUACUGAUUGAUCUCUAAUUAUACUAUCCCUGCUCUAUAGUUUCUAACUGUUAUGUGUAUCAGGGUAGAAUAACUAGUAAGGUUGGCUUGGCACACCAUAAAUUUGACUUGGUUUACCCUUCCUACAGUCUAAAAACUUGUACAUCAAGCUUAUUUUUUAAAAUGUAUGGACUUUUGGGUUGUGUGUAGAUUGUUCUGAUUUUAGCAUUGUGUUAAUUGAUUUUGAUUCAAUUAUGGUCAGUAUUGUAUUGUUUUUCACAUGUUCUGAAAAUUUACAGAUGUCAUUUUCUUUUGAAAAAAGUUCUCAAUAUAUGUUAUUAGUUGGUGCUAUAAUCUUGAUAUGUUUCUGUUUCCUGACGGUUGUUCAGGGAAAUUGAAGUAUUUCUCAUAAUAUGUCCCUCUUUUGCUACUCCUUUGCGUCAAUAAUUUCAUAAUAUGAUGAAAACUAUGGACUGUGUGGCCCCAUCGUCACUGUGUUUUCUUUGUUGUCUUUUGUGCCUCAGAUUUCUCUCUUCCCCCUCCCUCUUUUAAAGAUGAAUGACAUUUCAUGCAACAAUUUACGGAGUGGUUAACUGUUUUAGGAAAUCUAUGCUACCAAUUUGUGUUCGAUGGUUUCAUCUUGUCAGGUGUUUGAGCCUUGUUUAGGAAAUUUGUGUAUGUUAAUACAGACUUUGUGCCUUGUAGAGUCUUAUCCAAAUUGUAUAUUAGUAUGAUUUUCACUGAGAACUUGGGUUGAUGAAGAAGACAGGUUAUAAUUUUUAAAGUAUACUAUCUGUAUCUUAUGAGAUCUUGAGGUAGUGUGAGCAUUAUGCAUAAUAUUAGAAUGCCCAACAGGCAGCAGCUCUGGUUAGAGUUGAUUUAGUAUUGUAUUUGUUCACCCCAAUAAGUAUGGCUUUGUUUU
Messenger RNA from Prunus dulcis (almond), 5362 nucleotides. RefSeq names its product bromodomain-containing protein 3-like. NCBI's taxonomy places the organism in Eukaryota, Viridiplantae, Streptophyta, Magnoliopsida, Rosales, Rosaceae. Gene Ontology annotation, molecular function: protein binding. The coding region runs from base 163 to 1791 and encodes 542 amino acids. The record is from RefSeq and is a predicted model, not a curated record. The transcript is spliced from 3 exons.